CAGCCAGUGAUCGAUAUCUGAUGCAAACAAAUCUACAGUCUGAUCUCUCAGAGCUGCUUAGACGGGACCGCCAUAAGACCGUAUCAAACCCUCUGAUGUUCUACUAACUUUGAAUUUAAUAAUUAGUCACAACUGUCGCAAACUCCUUCAACAGGCCAGGAUUGUUCUUGUGUCGUGUUAAGCUCUCGGGCAGCUCUAGAAUGGACUUUCUGAGAAAUGCUAGUAUUUUCCUAGCGUUGUACCUGAACCUCAACUGGUUCUGGGUUUCAGCAGUGAAGGUAUCAGGUAAUGAGGUCAUCAACCUCAGCCAUAAAUCAUCAGCCUGGGAGCCUUUAAUGCACAUCAGUGCAAAUCUCUCCACCAUUUCCAGCAUCACCUCACACUUCGAGUUUCGCACCUUCGAUCCAGAGGGCAUUGUUUUCUACGGAGACACCAAAGAGGGCCAAGACUGGUUUGUUCUUUCUCUGCGUGAUGGCAUUCCAGAAGUGCAGAUCGGGAAAGCGAACAUGCUGGUCAGUGUGAAAGGAGGUCCCAAACUGAAUGAUGGCGCUUGGCACAAGCUGGAGUUGCGCAGCAAAGGGAAAUACGUGGUUGUAGAAAUCAACAAUCAGGAGAAACUGGAGUUGGGAAUGAAGUCGGAUCAGACGGAUGAGGUGCUGACUGGAAAAAUACGCCUGGCUCUCGGAGGGAUGCUGGUGGACCAGAAGAAGCUCCUGCAUCCUUUUAAUCCUUGGAUAGAUGCGUGCAUACGGAAGGGAAACUGGCUGAACCUGAGCACUCCCUGGGACGCAGAGCCGAGCUGGAAGCCGUCACCUUGUUUUCCAGAGAUCAAGACUGGCAGCUACUUUCCUGGAAGUGGAUUAGCUCUGUUUAAUACAUCUGAUCUUCCUGGAGUGAAGACAGAAGAAAGUGGGGUCACCAUCGAGGUGUACGGAUCGUGGCAUGGGACAUUGAUGAGUGUUCAGAGCAAUGAAUUCCAGUUCACCUUUCCUGGGGUUAAGAAAAAAGAGCGCAGGUCUCUCAGUGUGGAUCUGAAGGAAGAAUCGGGUUCGAGUAACACUGCUGACGCCACCAAGCUGACUCUCACCUUCCUGAAGCAUACCCUGAUGUUGAAUGGAAAACAAGAGCUGGUGGAUGAAAGCAUCGACUUCCUCUCGAGGUGGACGGAUGGGAUGAUUUUAGCAUUCGGUGGCGUGCCAGGUGAGACUGAGAACCACCUCCAGGGCUGUUUGGAAAAAAUCCUCAUUCAGGGACAAGCUGUCGAUCUCGAUCAUGCAUUCUCCAAGCACCCGUCUAUCUCGUCACACAGCUGUCCCGUAAACACAGUGAACGAACUCACGGAGAGUUAGUACAUCGCUGUUUGUUCCACUAACCAGGUCCCAUCAAACAAACGUUCUCCUUUAAACCAGCAAUGCAGUUCCUUUGAAGGCGUUUUGUAUUAUAAUAAUCACUAAUUAUAUACAGUGUUUUUAAAUCGGUCCUGAUUUUCCACCCCACGGAUUUGCAGAUUAAUCCAGAUUAUUUGUAUUAGGAACAUAUGACCUUUAAAUGAACUUAACAACCUUAUAACUAGGAAUAACUAUAUAUCGCUUGAUAUCCUCAUCCUGGGACUUUCACCUGUUUUGUCAUUUUGUGUUGGAAGAUAAUUAACGAGUGUUUUCUAAUAAAAUAGAAUUAAACAUCCCUUUUUCACCCA
Molecule: messenger RNA, 1696 nt
Organism: Silurus meridionalis
Lineage: Eukaryota; Metazoa; Chordata; Actinopteri; Siluriformes; Siluridae
Gene: shbg
Product: sex hormone-binding globulin
Exons: 8
Coding region: 201-1349 (382 amino acids)
Molecular function (GO): steroid binding
Source: RefSeq, a predicted model, not a curated record